Messenger RNA from Polypterus senegalus (gray bichir), 1358 nucleotides. RefSeq lists its product as uncharacterized. NCBI's taxonomy places the organism in Eukaryota, Metazoa, Chordata, Cladistia, Polypteriformes, Polypteridae. Gene Ontology annotation, biological process: DNA integration. The record is from RefSeq and is a predicted model, not a curated record. The coding region runs from base 8 to 910 and encodes 300 amino acids. Gene Ontology annotation, molecular function: nucleic acid binding. The transcript is spliced from 2 exons.
CACUGGCAUGGACUGCUUUGGACCGUUUCAGGUUAAGAUAGGUAGGCGUUGUGAGAAGAGAUGGGGCAUUAUCUUUAAGUGUCUCACUACCCGAUGUGUGCAUUUGGAUGUUCUCAAUAGUAUUGACACAGAUUCCUUCCUAAUGGCACUCCGAAGGUUCAUAGCUCGAAGGGGCACACCCUACGAGCUACUGUCUGACCAAGGCACAAAUUUCCAUGGUGGAGAGAGGGAGUUAAGAGAAACAUUUUCCACCCUUAGUUCAGAGCUUCAGAAAUUGCUUGCAAAGCAAAAAAUCAAUUUCCGUUUUAACCCACCAGGAGCACCACAUUUUGGUGGCGCAUGGGAGAGAGAAAUUCGGUCUGUGAAGCAGGCCCUUUAUACCACAGUAGGUUCACAGUCGGUGUCUGAAGAAGUACUUAAAACCGUUCUCAUCGAAAUAGAGGGAAUCUUGAACAGUAAGCCUCUGGGGUAUGUGUCAUCAAACAUUGCCGACUUGGACCCAGUUACACCUAAUUUCCUGUUGAUGGGGCGGCCUGAUAGUUCUCUACCACAGGUUGUCUAUCCCGUUAAUGAGCUGAUGGGGCGGCGGAGAUGGAGACAGAGUCAAGUGCUUACUGAACAAUUCUGGUCAAGUUUUGUCAAAUACUAUCUACCCAGUUUACAGGCCAGACAGAAGUGGCAUAAGGAGCCUCAAAACCUACGAGAAGGAAUGGUGGUCAUGCUCGUUGAUCCUCAGCUUCCUCGAGCACUUUGGUUAAUAGGCCGAAUUGUUAGAACCUUCCCCAGCCCAGAUGGUCAUGUAAGAGCUGUAGAGGUGAAGGUGAAGGAUAGACUCUAUACUAGGCCUGUUGCUCGUCUUAUUCCCCUUCCGGACAUUGAACAUCAGGACUCUGAUACUAAUAAAUCAUAAGUUUAAUAUUUUUUUUUUUUUCUCUCUGUUUGAAAUAAAUAGCAAAUAUGCAUAGCAUAUUUGGGGGCGGCAAUGUUAGAGAGAUAUUAAUUAUAAAGAGACACGGAUCACAUUAAAAGGUGCACCUCCCAGCAGGCACGAGAGUGUCUAUUAUGGGAUGUUAAAAAGGCGAAGAAGGUGCACGAGUGCCGCAAUAGUCAAUUCCGCAUUUGUUUGAUAUAAGUAAGAAUCAGCAGUGUACCGAGUUAAGAUAAGUGUGCGUUGAUGACCAGAGACCACACAUACAAAUCCACCUAUACCUAUUCGAGUACAGGUGUAUAUCUCCAAAUAAAUGAGUUCAAUUUCAAUCUAAGCUGCUGUGUGGAAUUCUCUGCAUCAUUUACCAGUGUCCUGAUCGACACUCUGGAGUGAACACAAUAAGUCCUGAACAUACUAAAGAUAUAGUGGU